UUGAUUUACCAACUAUUUCUAUAUCGGCAUUACACUUGGAACAAGUUUUAGUAGGUUAGACGCCGUCGGCAAAAUAUUUUUGUCUUGUAGUUUGCUGUUCAAAACAAGCGACAGUCGCUGUCACUGGAUAUACCUACAGGAAUCAGCAAAAUGAACAUAAUAUUAGGGAUUUUUCUGGUUGCCUUCACCCUUCAUUGGGAAAUAGGCAAUUCUGCUGAGGUAAGUGGGGAAGCAGAGAUACGCGGAAUUUGCAAGAAAAUUUGUGCAGUUCGAGGCCAAUGCACUAAUCCAAAAGCGAAACCAUGUCAAGCGUGUCAAAGAAAUUGUAGGACGUUUAUUGACACUAUUGAACUGAAGGAAAAUGAAGCUGAGGUGAUUACUCUGUAUUCAACUAUUCGUCGUUUGGUCGAGUUGGCAGGCACUCGAGGUGAUCAAGGUGAGGAAACAACAAAUCUGUUGAAAAUCUUAGUAAAAGCAAUGGUUCAGCAAGAAGAUAAUGAAAUAGAUCAAGAGGAAAGCGCUAAAACGGAAGAUGAAGAACCACAUUCACAAUAUGAACGCAUUGAAAAGCAAUGUAAAGCAAUGUGUAAUUUUCAGAGAUGCGAAGCAGAAAACUGUUGUCGUACCUGUACUUCGGAAUGUAUCGACCAAUAUUACUCGCUGCUCGAAACUCAAGAAAUAUCCAAAUUAAUAAAAGAUUUUGUACAGAAAAUAAGUGAAAUAGAGAUCGUAGAAGAAAAAGUAAUGACAUAUUAUGCAGGUGAAUAUGAUUUGAAGAUAGACGAUGUCUGCAAAGCCAUGUGCAAUCUUCAAGGGCAAUGUAAAGAAGAAUUUGACAACUGUAAAAUCUGCACCUCAGAAUGUUCUGCAGAAUUUACAAGAUUCGUUGGCACAGACUCUCUUGAUGAAGAGUCACGAAAUACGCUGCAGAAAAUUUUGCUUGUUAUAUCUAAUGCUGAUGUUGGGUCGAUCUUGAUGACAGAAGAAAUGCCCGUAAUUUUAAAAGAUUUUCUACAGAACCUAACAAAAACAAAUAAAUCAAAGAAUAAAAAUCCACAAGAAGCAACAAGACAGCCGACAGAGUUGGAAUACAUGUUAUGCGACGAAGUAUGCAAGGUGCAAGGCAAAUGCAAUUUGGGGAAUUCUCCUGAAUGCAAAACAUGUUUUGACAAAUGUUUGAAUUCAGUGAAUAUAACGAACGGGAUGAUUUUAUUGGACGACAAAACUUUUGAUCAAUAUCGGAAACUUAUGUCGAUAUUUUUGCUGAAUUUAGAAAAUAACUCCAAUUUGAAGAAUUUACUGGGCUCUGGAGAUAUUGACGAUUUGCAGUAUUUUUUUCUUUUCGCAUACACAUUAGAAGAUGAUAUUUUCUUGAAUGAUCAGGAAACAAUACAAUAUAUGAUGUCUGUCAUUCGAAAACUUGAAAAUUCAACUCUGGUAUCCAUUGUUACAGAUGAUGAAAAUAAAGAAUCCCGUUCACAAUCAGAAGAGCUUUGUAAAGCUAUGUGCAAGUUUCAGGGAGUAUGUGCAGAAGCAGAAGACAGUUGUCGAACAUGUACUUCGGAAUGUAACAAACAAUUGGUUUCCAACAAAAUGUUGGAAAAUAUUAACGAAGACACACAACUACAAUUAGAAAGAUUACUUCUUGUUAUCAGAAAUAGCGAUGAUGAUUCUCUUCUCGAAACUCCCGAAAUGUCAAAAUUAGUGAAAGAUUUGCUACAGAAAAUACGUGGAAUGGACAUCGUAGAAGAAAAAGAUCAAAAAGAAAAUGUUGAUAGAGAAAAUGAAGCUGAAUUUCAACUCAGAAAACUGUGCAAAUCAAUGUGCAAGCUCCAGGGGAUGUGUAUUGAUACACAAAGCUGCAAAAUCUGUACAAUGGAAUGUGUUGAACAACUUAAGAGUGAUGAAUAUAUUCAAGGCAUGAAUGGAGAUUCAGAAUUUCCACUGGAAGAACUUUUGCUGGUCAUUUCAAACGUUAAACCUGUUUCGAGUAAAGUAUUACAAAAUCUUGACGAAGAAACAAAAUUGCAGUUGGAAAGAUUUUUACUUGUAAUAGGAAAUGGUGAUACGUCUAUACUUAUGUCUCCUGAAAUGUCGAACAUAAUGAAAGAUUUGCUUACAAAACUGAGAGAAAUCGAUGUUACCGGAAAAACAGGAGAAGGUGAAAUGGGAGACUUGGUUACCCAGUCAAAGAAAGCUUGUGAAGCAAUGUGUAAAUUCCAGAGAAUGUGUUUGAACAAAAACUCUAACAAUUGUAAAUCUUGUAUAUUGGAAUGUACUGAGAAACUUGGAGAAAAUAAAAAUUUAAAAACACCAGAGGGAAUAAAACUUCUCGAACAAUUAACAGAAUCUGUAAAAAUAAAUGUAGAUGGAUCAAUCACUGUUAAUUCUGACACCGACAAAUAUCUGGCAAAACUGACACAGGUUAUUCACGGUCAUGCUAGCACAGCAUCGCCUACGAUGCCGGCACAGACAACGAAGCCAGUACAAUUUUUAUCGACUAAAAGGGUGUGUAAAAUGGAAUGUGCGGAUAGAUGCAUGAAUAGAACAAGCAGGAGAGAAAUUUUGGAUGAAGUUCCAAGAAAAUGUCGAUCUUGUAUUAGAACGAUCUGCAAUUUAUUCCGAAUGUACAAUACUGACUGCCCAUUUGACACAAUGAAAAAUCAAUGUAUUGAAUUCUGUCCAGUUGUGCCAAAUGAUAUAAAAGAUGUGAAUGAAGAUUGUGGGGUUUGCUUCGAGAAUUGUGUUUUACGAGAACGACAGAAGCGAAAAUUGAAAAGAAGACGGCAACGUGAUGCCUGAAAAUUGCAUUUAGAAGGAACCAAUUUUUUACUAAAUAACCCAAUUGUACCAUUAUAAACAUACUAAAAAUAUAGGAAAAAAUUAACGUGGUGGCAGGGUAGAAUAUCUUAUUAUCUAGACAUGUGUUGGUGAAAAUGACUUUUACAUUUAUCAUUUUGGCAUUUGGCAUGUUUUAGAUUUUGUAGGCAUUGGAUUUCUGUUCUAAAAAUCACUUAUUCCAUUGAAAUCUUUUAAUUCCAGUAAAAUACAAGAUAACAAUUGGGUUCGAUGGCAAUUGAUUUAUUUGAUAAUUCGGAAUUUUGUGAAUUUUAGAGAUUAGCAGAGUCCCCAUAUCCGCUGUAGUUUCAUUAUCUUUUCUUUUGCUUUUCAUUCGUGUUUAAGCAUCUUGAUACUAAAAAACGUCAUCUCUACAUGAAACAUGUAUGGUGACCGGAUAAAAAUAAAUAUAAUCCUCAUGUCUCAUGUAGAUCAGUGGUUUCUAUAUGACCCUUGAUGAGACAAAAUUAGGUAUAUCUUUUGCCUUUUGAAGAGUCCUAAAUAGGCGAUGGCGAAAGCUGGUGUUUUGGAAUUGAUAACGAAAUUUGGCAAAUGCUUUAUUUGUUCACCAUGUACUAAAAGUAAGCAAAUAGAGAAGGAUUCGAGAGAACACUUUCUUAAUUAUGUUCGGUGGGAUUUCGGUAUCGAUUCCUGUCCUGUUAAAUAUGAUUAAAUGUAUUUUAGUCGCUUGGGAUCUCUGUUGAAGGUAAAUGCCCAUUGGGAAUAUAUAUUUGAUUGUGUUGUGGCCUUCCCGAAACCGUAGUAUCAGCACGUUACUUGAGCUCGUGUAUUUACAUAUUAGCUUAUAUUGUGAUUGCACUAUUAUGAAAUCGUUAUUUCGACAUGGUUUGUUUAAUAUACGCGUUUGUGGUUUCGGUAAAACAAAGACUAUAAUAUGCUUUACCAGCUUGAAGCAUUAUGAUAUCGGUGUCAAAUUUUUUAUAGGCUCGUAUUCAAAACCAUUGGUCAAAUAUAGCACACCUCUUCAACAUGACUGUUAGCUCUAUUCCAGGUCAUUUGGACGCGAGUUGCUUUACGUCUCCCAUCAAUUGCCAUUCACUGGAGGAUAACGCACCACAAAAACUCAAUAUGAUUUUAGUAGUUUUCUGUAUUUCAAUGGCCGCUGUAGUUUUGCUCACAAAUGAUUCAUUUUUGCUGAUCGCAAAACUAUACGACCACACGGAACAGAUACCUAACUGUGGUUGUAAAAUCGAAUAGUGCAUUUGGCAAAUCCUGCCAAGUUCCAUGUAACAAAAUUUGAUUUUCCUUGUGCACUGACCAUUUAUAUUAUAUACUUUUCAUUAUGUCCAAAUAUUUUUGAUUGUAGAAAAGUUGUUACAAGUUGAUUGUAAAAAAACGAUCACACAGUUUUCUAAAAUCAAGGAGAUAGUUAAGUAAUGUUUAAAAAGGCAUAAAUAAAUAAAAAUAAUCUGAAUAUAUUUGGUUAUUUUAUAUCAAUGACAAUUAUCUAGCGUAUUUAACACCAAU
Styela clava is the source of this 4326-nucleotide messenger RNA. The record is from RefSeq and is a predicted model, not a curated record. NCBI's taxonomy places the organism in Eukaryota, Metazoa, Chordata, Ascidiacea, Stolidobranchia, Styelidae.